AUGUCACACGUAUCGUCCACUGCCAAGCGCUAUGCUGGCCCGUCCUACACCAGCCACUACAGCUCUUACAGCUCCCCCUUAACGCCGAGCCUUAGCUCCUACGGCGAGCGGAACAGGUUGUCCUCCUACAAGUCCCCUGCUUCUUCUACCUCUUCCUCAGGUUACGGCUCUUCCAGCUACCUGAGCAGCUCCACGGGCCGCAGCCGAAACUACAGCACCUCCCUGGACCCAGACCGGGGCCGGCUAAUCCCACGGACUGACAUCCUUGGAAGUAGCAGCAACCGCCGUAGUGAAAGCCUCAGUCGAACCCCUGUCAAGAGCUAUGCAGGUUCUGGACUUAGCGGGGGGUCUGCCUACACAACAUACAGUUCGUACUCUUCCCCCUCAGUGCAAUCCAGCUACCUCUCCUCUUCACCGGUGGCCUCCAGAAUGUCGCUCAAUCGUCGAAAAUCGGCAUCCCAGAGUGACUUAACCAGGGACUUGGCUGCUCUUGCCCUCAAUGACACCUCCUCCUCCAACCUCAGCCCGUCAUCCUCAUCUAGCGCCCCGAGGAGCAAUCGUACUCGGACCAGUGAGGUGACUAACACGUAUGGGACUAACUCAUCAGGCCUGCCACGGAGCUCGACCCAGGAUGCCCUAACAUGGAAUUCCACCAGGGAAGGCUUCAAUAGUAGCAGCAGUGGCAGAUCACAUACUUCAACGUGGGAGCCAACCACGAGUGGUGUGUCCAUGUCCCCUGCUCGGGAUACCACGAACUCAAAAAGUGCCCAGGGACUGGUGGGGCUGAAAAACCUAGGCAACACUUGUUUCAUGAAUAGUAUCCUGCAGUGUCUCAGUAACACACAGAGCCUGCGAGAUUACUGCCUGCACAACUCGCACCGAAGAGACCUUAACAACAACAGUCGCACCAACACAGCCCUCAUGGAAGAAUUUGCCAAGCUGAUACAAACCAUGUGGUCAUCAACCAGCAGCGAAGCUGUGAGUCCGUCAGAAUUCAAAACUCAGAUCCAGAGAUACGCACCUAGAUUUGUGGGAUACAACCAACAGGAUGCUCAAGAGUUCCUGCGCUUCCUCUUGGAUGGCCUGCACAAUGAGGUCAACAGAGUCACUGUCAGGCCAAGAGGCAGCGUCGAAGAUUUUGAUCACCUACCGGACGAGGAGAAAGGGAAGAAGAUGUGGAAUAAAUACCUCGAGAGGGAAGACAGCAAAAUUGUUGACGUGUUUGUUGGGCAGCUCAAGAGUUCUCUGACCUGCAGCCACUGUGGUUUCUGCUCAACUGUCUUUGACCCAUUCUGGGAUCUCUCGCUGCCUAUUGCCAAGAAGGGCUACGGUGAGGUGAGCCUCAUGGACUGCAUGCGGCUCUUCACCAAAGAAGAUGUUCUCGAUGGAGAUGAGAAGCCUACGUGCUACAAGUGCAAAGCAAGAAGAAGAUGCACCAAGAAGUUCACAAUACAGAAGUUCCCCAAGAUCUUAGUUCUGCACCUCAAACGCUUCUCGGAAGCAAGAAGAACCAGCAAACUGUCAACAUUCGUCAAUUUCCCUUUGAAGGAUCUAGACCUGCGAGAGUUUGCCUCCGAAAACAGCAUAAAUGCAGUGUACAACCUGUAUGCAGUGUCCAACCACGCAGGCACAACAAUGGGGGGUCAUUACAUUGCCUACUGUCGCAACCCAACAUCGGGAGAAUGGUACACCUUCAAUGACUCCAGAGUAACGCCAAUGUCCUCCAGCCAAGUACGAAGCAGUGACGGCUACGUCUUGUUCUACGAACUGGCUUCCUCGCGCAUGUGA
Messenger RNA from Nerophis lumbriciformis (worm pipefish), 1788 nucleotides. The record is from RefSeq and is a predicted model, not a curated record. NCBI's taxonomy places the organism in Eukaryota, Metazoa, Chordata, Actinopteri, Syngnathiformes, Syngnathidae.